ACAAAAGUAAUAUGUUGUAUAAUACUACCUACAAUAAAAUUGUGUGCAAUUAAUAAUCUUCAAUAAUUCAUUUAAUGGACAUUGAUGUUGUUGUUUUGAUUGCGUGACGUUACUACAAUACAUAUAAUAUAGAAAAAUCAUAUGUUAGAUACUAAAGAAAAUAGUGCAAAAGGAAAUAAACAAUAUAUUGUUGGUGUUGUUCGUAUUAAGAACAAACCGUUAACGUGAUGACACGUUCUUAUGAGCCUGCACCGUCCAUCGAAAAAGACGAAAGUCAACUAAAAAGAAAUGCAGAUGAUGAUAAUGACACCAGUUUCGAAAUUGAUGAGCCCGAUGAUGAAGAAACUAUUUUCGUUGUUAAAGGACAUGCUGUCUAUACGCCUACAAAUGAAACCACGGAAAAGAUACAUUCACGUUUAAAUAGCCCGUCUGGGAAUGAUGGGGAUGAGGAUGAAAUUUCCUUAACAGAGGAGAAAUCAAAAGAUGUUGCACCUAGUACGUCAUCAUGUGUAAAAGAGAGUCAAAAUGCUCAAAAAUUUAACAAUCGAGAUGAGUCCAAUGAAGAUUCGGAUUGUUCAUACGAUUCUUAUACUUAUUCUUCCACGCCAACAACCGCCGAUGUGGCGGAUGUCACGACAGUUACUUUAUACCAUGGCGGCAAUACCAGCUGCAGUAAAAUUAUUAGGCAGCCAUGCAGACGUCUGCCUCCCUCAGCGAAUGUUCUUGUAAUUGCAGUACAAACAAGUCACAUGAACGACAUUGGCUCUGCAACAGAAGAUAAUUGUUCAGGUUCUUUAGAAACAACAACGACUGAUCUCGAAACGGAAAAUGCACCCUCAAUAAGUCCCUAUAACAGACGAGUCACGAGUACUUCUAAUAUGAUGUACAAUUCCACAAUACAUUCCAUACCCUCAGUACUGUUAACACAUCCCUCGGCUGCUUUCCAAGAAACUGAUUCAAAUGUUAUUGAAAUACCUCCUACACGCACUAAUCGCCAUCAGCGAACUAUGUCUUCAACCUCACAACGUUCUAUAGCCUCUCAACAUUCAGUGCACACCGCUAACACAACAUUAUCCAUAACACAACCCAAAAGCCGAAUCUGGACGUGUUUACGAUGGAUCUGUUUAAGGUUUAAGAGUUCCGGCAUAGGAGAACCAAGUGUACAUCAUGCUUUGGUUGUGAUCUUUUUAGAGUUUUUCGCCUGGGGUUUGCUGACGAUGCCAGUUAUAUCGGUAUUAAAUCAAACGUUUCCCGAACACACAUUCCUUAUGAAUGGUCUAGUCAUGGGAAUUAAGGGUAUACUAUCAUUCCUAAGUGCACCCCUGAUCGGUGCUCUGUCAGAUAUCUGGGGUCGCAAGUUUUUCUUGCUAAUAACAGUAUUUUUUACAUGUGCUCCCAUACCUUUAAUGACAAUAAACACAUGGUGGUUUUUCGCAAUGAUCUCAAUAAGUGGCAUAUUUGCCGUCACAUUUUCAGUUGUAUUUGCUUAUGUAGCAGAUGUGACAACGGUUGAAGAACGAUCACGUGCUUAUGGUUUAGUAUCGGCAACAUUUGCCGCCAGUUUGGUAAUCUCACCUGCUCUAGGUGCUGCUCUAAUGGAAAAGUACAGUGAUACAUUAGUCGUUGCUCUAGCUACAGCAAUAGCCGUAUUGGAUGUGUUCUUUAUUUUAGUUGCGGUCCCCGAAAGUUUGCCAGACAAAGUGAGGGGUUCAUCUUGGGGUGCUCCAAUCAAUUGGGAACAAGCGGAUCCUUUUGCAGCUUUGCGCAAAGUUGGCACAGAUCACACCAUUUUGAUGCAAUGUGUUACCGUAUUGCUGUCCUAUCUACCAGAGGCUGGACAAUAUUCGUGUAUAUUUGUCUACUUGAAAUUGAAAAUGGGCUUUAAUACAAUGGAAGUGGCCAUUUUCAUAGCUGUAGUUGGCAUUUUAAGUAUUAGUGUUCAAGUAACUCUAGGAUACUUAAUGCGGAGGGUUGGAGCUAAACGCACUAUUGUAUUGGGACUUAUAUUGGAAAUGACACAGCUAUUUUGGUAUGGGUUUGGCAGCAAGAAAUGGAUGAUGUGGGCUGCUGGAAUAUUGGCUGCUUUGGGUUCUAUUACAUAUCCAGCUAUUAGUGCAUUUGUCUCCAUACACUCUACGGCAGAUAGCCAAGGUGCCGUUCAAGGUAUGGUCACUGGCAUGAGGGGACUUUGCAAUGGUUUGGGUCCGGCUAUGUUUGGAGUUAUAUUUUAUUUAUUCAACGUUGACUUGAAUAAAGAACAAACUCUGCAAGAGAAUGUCGAUGAUGAUAGUUGGUUUCAAUUCCCGGGACCUCCAUUUGUCUUUGGUGGUUUUAUGGUAAUUCUUGCCAUACUCGUAGCACUGUUUAUACCAGAAGUUCAUGGUGAUAUGAAUUUUAUACGUACUCCCAAUGAGAAAAAACGGGCUUCAGUAGAUGUACAAUAUGAAGUGGAAGGUGGUAUAAAACCAACAAGCCCUUUAAUGCGUUCAGAUUCAUUGGCGCAGCUGUAGUAUUGUUACCUAUUAAUAAGAAAAUUAUUGUGUUAAAUUGUAAGCUUAAAAACACACACAAACACAAGAAAAUAACUAGAAUGCUUUUUAUAUAAAUCAAAUAAUGUUUUAAAAAAAAAUACGGUUCUAAUUAUCAUCAAUAUAUUUUUAUUAUUUUCAAUCCUGCCAUUUCUAGGUACAUAUUCUUAUUUAUAUAUUACUGCAUUUGUAAGAAGACGGACAUAACUCAAAAUUUAAGUUUGGUUUCUUGCAAAAUAUUCUUUUAGAUAAUAAUUUUUUCUGUAAAAAGUUAUGUUUCAACCCCAUAUUCAUGAAAUAUAUUAAAAUGUAUUAAAGGUUUAUAAAACAACAUUUUCAUACACAAUUUGGUUUAUAAACCUUUAAAAACUGUAUAUGAAUACAUAUUCGGUUUAACGUUUUAAAACUUGUAAAACUGUAAUCAAAUUUCGAAUUUUUGUUCAAAAGAUCUGAAUAAAACUUAUUUAAAUAUUUUUCGUAAUAAAAUUACUGAAACCAUUCAAAGUACAAUAAUUUCAUUUGAAUGUUUAGUGCUUGAGUUAUGAUGGUCUUUCGACAAAUGAGGUUAUGAGAAUGCGCAAAAGUGGAAGGCAAUAAUUUGUUUUCGAUUAAAAGACUAUUUAAUGACAAAAUUUAUUUUAUUUGAUUUAUUUAUUUAUAACAACUAGUAGUACUACAUAUUUAUUAAUAUAACAAUUUAUAUUUGAAGCCGAAAGUAUUGUUUGUAAUGACAGUAAUGCUGCAUAAUGAUUUGAAUUUGCAAACAUGUUUUUUUGCAGUUACUGACCAUUACAUCUUUGGCGCUUUAGAUUUGAAAAAACACUGUGUCCUUAAAAAUCUUUGCUUAUAGAAACUUACAUAUCGUCACCUAAAACUUAAAGGGCUCUAACUAAUAUUUGAAUAAUUUUACAGGAAAUUUAAAACAAGUGUUCAAUUAAAACAUAUAUUUGACUUUAUUUUUGAUAUUUAAAUUUGCUUUUAUUUUGUAAUGAAAAUCCAUUUUAUUUGUAUACCUCAUCAUGAGCUUAUCAUUCCGUUUAUAAUUUCCACAUUUUUCAUAUGCUAUUAAAAUUCGGGAAAAUCGGCCAACAAAUAAAUGGCUGUAAUAUAAGAAAAAAAAGUACUGGAUCGUUGUAUAUAGCGGAUUCGAUAUAGCCAUGUCCGUCUGUAUGUUGAAAUCAACUUUUCGUAGCCCUCAAAUAACUUAAAUACAUGAUUCAUACAUCAAUAUAUCGGGAAUUCUCUCGGCUCUGUGGCUAUUUAAAAUCAACACAAUCGGCCCACAAAUGGCUGAGAUAUAAGGACAAUAUGAAUAUUCAAUAAUAGAUAUUUCAAAGACCUUUGCAACGGCAUAUAUAAGUAAGUCGGAACUUCAGAAAAAAUAUUUUUUACACCGAUUUUUUUGUUUUCCUAAAAAAAAUUUUUUUUAAUAAAAUUUGGUUCACUAAUAAAUUUAAAACUUUUUUUAUAAAAUUUUGUUUACCUAAAAUUUUUAUUUUAAAGUAUAAUAUGGUGAAGGGUAUAUCAGAUUCAGCACAGCCGAAUAUAGCUCUCUUACUUGUUUUUUAUUUAUUUCAAACAGUAAUAUAAAAAGCCUCUUGAGGGUCAAUAAUAAUUAAAAAUUCAAAUAAUAAUUCAGGGAUCCUUGUUGCACUGAAUACCCGUUAGCCGCAUUGAUUUUUAUUUGUUUAAGGUCCAUGCAACAUUUUCUCUUUCAGUUUAUAGUCGAAUAAUUAGUUAAUACAACAUUAAAUCUUACAAAAAAAAAACUUUUUCACAAAUAAACACUUUUCACAAAAUAUUUUUUUUUUCGAAAAAACACAAAUUUUUUUUCACAAAUAAUAAGAAAAAUUAACAAUUUUUCUAAAAAAAAACAACUUAUAAUUUUUUGUUCCUAUUUCAACCAUGUAUGGACCAUUGGACUGGUAUUCAAUAACGAAGUUUUGUGAUGCUUCAUAAUGUUGAUUUUAACUAAUAGAUAUCGUUUAUUAGAAUUUGUUUUAUUUUUAAUUUAAUCUAAAGAAAAAAAAAAACUAAAGACAUUUAUAAUUAAUUAUUUAAAUAUUAGCCGGAGUCUUUUUCAUUUUAGGUAAAGAUAUACUUACUUACUUCUAGGUAGUUAUCAUUUUAUUUAUAAAUCCAAUCCCAGUUUUUGGCUAUUAGUUAAGAAACUUUUUAUAUUUUCUAAAUUGUCUGUAUAUGUUUGAUUUACACAUCAAAAUAGAUUUUGUAUUUUUUUUUAAAUUUCUCUAGGCUUUUAAACAUUUUUUAAAAGAACUUUUUCGCGAUAUCUUUAAACCAAGUUAUUUUAUUAUUUGCCAUAUUCGGAAUCAACCUAGAAAACAUUAUUAGAAAAUAUGUAUCCAUUUCUUUGCUUUAUAUUAGUUAGUAUUAAUGGAUUUUCUGGCCGAUUAAAUAUUUACAGCCUUAUGUAUAUCAAAGCUUCGAAUUAUUUAAUUGAAUUUAAGCUUAAUAUACAGAAAUCUUAAUUCAGAAUUAAAGAAAUCAGCAAAUCAUUUCAUUAAACCAUUCCUAACAUAACAAAUUCUUAAGCUUAAUUCAAAGGCUUUUAUUUGAAUAGAAUUCAUUCAUUGUUGAAUUAAUUCAUAAUAAAUUUCAUUCUACCUUUGAAUCAUUAAAUUUUUGUUAAUUCAAAACGAAUUUAUUUAAUAUGAUUUUAAAAAUUGAAUUAAGAAUUAAUUCUUUCGAAGCUUGAUGUAUAUAUAACUAGCGAUCUUGCCAUCUUUCCCUAAUGAAAAUUUACACACAAAAAAAGUUUGAACACCAGAAGUUCAUGCAUAGAUACAGCUGUUAAUAUUUUAGUUGUAAUAUUUUUUCAGCAUCAUUUAGGCUUAAGUGAAUUAAACAAAUCGUUAUGAAAAUUGUGAAGAUUUCUUUUCCAGCAAAAGUGUUGCCUUGUUUACCCUUAAAUGGUUUUCAGAAAAAAGGGCAACACAACAAAAUUUGCUCUCGAUUUACAUGCAGUAUGAGAAUGUUACCUUCUUUAAGUAAACUCUAAUAUUUUAUUUGUAAAACGAACUCAAUAGUUAUUCCAAUUAUUGUUUUUAAUAAAAAUUAAACAAUUUGCCUACUACUGCUAAAAAAACAUAAACAUACAAAUUAUAAACAUUAUUAAUGUUCUAACCUGUAGCAGGGCAACAUUUUUUGAGAUAAGAAAACUCCAUUAGUCACCUAAGCGACGAUAUAUCGAAUGUGUACGAAUUAAACUACAACAAAUUUCAAUGUUUUUUUUCGAUUCUUGCUUCGACGGUUGACUUUUAAAAUGUUUAUAUUUUUUUGUAAAAAUAAUUUUUUUAAACUUUACUAUAUAUAAAAUGAUGCAACCCAACAAACAUCACAUUAAAAAUACUUGCCAUUGUUUAUUUGAAAUAAAUUGAGUCUUGCUUUAUUUUUUCUGUUUACUAACUAAAAAUGUUACUAAUACUAUACAUAUUAUUUCCCAAAUAAAAAAAUAAUAAUUUAGACAAUAAGCUAUUUUGUAAUUGUACAUACAUUUGAUAUAAUGAGCGAACUAACAAUCUGGGCGAAUGCGAGUUGUUCAGAGAAUCUAAAUCAUGUAAUAUGUAGACAUGAAUGCUUAUAUUUCUUGUUUGUUCUUUAUAAAUUUAGUUGUAAACACACACAGAUUACACAGAUAAAUAUAAAACUAUAAUUAAUAAAUUAGAUAUAGAGCAACUGUUAUGAACUGUUAAACAAACAUACAAACAAAUAUCCAAUUAUUUUUAUCAAACGAACGCAUAAUCUUCGAAAAUUGUGUCCAACGGUUGGCAUUCGCAAACAUAUGAAUAAGUUUGUCAAACUGUGAUGAUGAUCGAAAUGGAAAUUAAUAAUGGUGAUGAUUUUUUGUGUUUUAUUUUAUGGAAUGAUGAUUAUAAAAAUAUGUAUUAUGAAUUGUUUUGUAUUAAUAAAUGUGUAAAUAAUCUUAUAGUAUGUCAAUCGUUUGGAUGUCAAUUAUCAAAUAAUAUACAUACAUACAUACACCUACAUACAUACAUAUAUUUCUUUAUAAGUUUUAAAAUAUGUAACAACAAUAUAGAGUAUUUUGUAUUUGUUUUGUGAAAUUUAAGCUCAUCUAACUAAUAAUUAGUCCUUCAGAAAUAUGUAUUUGUCUUAUGUUGGUGCUAAAUCAAUUAUUUAUUAAUAAUCUUAAUUUAAUACACUUUGACAAGUUUUAAUUGAUUACGGGUAUAUGAAUAUAAGCCGAUUUGAUACCAAUAAUAUCUUUCAAGAUUUGGUUAGCAAAUUUUAUUUAAUUAGAAGACCAUGUUCACAUUCCAACAUUCGUUGGCUAUCUUAACUAUAUACAUUUCUAUGAAUAAAUUUAAGUUAUGAAAUUCUAAAAUAUUUUUUUUAAUUAUUUGUUAAAAUUUUAUUUUAUAAAAUUAUAUAUAAAAAAAAUACACAUAAAAUUUCCUGUUUUCGCAAAAAAGUUCUUAGUUUUUUCUUUCCCAGUGUGAUAUUUGGCAUAAAAUGUAUUGUUCAAUAUUAAACAAAAACAAGGAAUAAUUCUCAUCUUUAAGCUUCUUUCUCAUUUUAGUACAAUAAAUUAAUAUACUAGAAAAAAAAAAUUAGUAUGAAUAGUAAUUAUAAAGAUAAUAUCGAUGGUCUGGUGUUGAUAACUCGUUAACAAAAUAAUCUAAUUCAGUUGAGUCUUAAAAUUAACUUCCUAUAGAAAAAGUCAAACUAAUUUUUUGAACUGCUAUUUUACAUCGUGUACCUUGUUCGGAAUUAUAAGGAUCUUUAGCCCGUUAUCACUUACGAAGUGUCAAUAAUAAAAAAAUAAUUUGAUGCCUGGUAACUGAUGUAUUUGACAUUAUUAUCUCAUGCUGUAAUUAGAUCUUCAGUUACGAGUUGUCAUCUUUUGACCAACGAUAUAUUAUACACAUAUGUAUAUUGUUUUUAAAAUUGAUUUUAUUUAAUUGCCUAGCUUAUUUAAAAUUGGUUUUGUAUGAACUAUCAAAGCUAAAGUUAAUCUAGUAGCAUCGUUCUUUUAGAUUAUGAAAUGCAUAAAUUUUUGUAAAAACACAACAAUAAUUUUAAGUAUUACUUUACACUACAAAAUUAUAAUUGCUAAGGAAACAAAUAAAAUAAAAAGUUUAAUUUCGUUAA
This is a messenger RNA of Calliphora vicina (urban bluebottle blowfly), 7658 nucleotides long. Its product is annotated as hippocampus abundant transcript 1 protein. Gene Ontology annotation, molecular function: transmembrane transporter activity. The record is from RefSeq and is a predicted model, not a curated record. NCBI's taxonomy places the organism in Eukaryota, Metazoa, Arthropoda, Insecta, Diptera, Calliphoridae. Gene Ontology annotation, biological process: transmembrane transport. The coding region runs from base 228 to 2510 and encodes 760 amino acids. Gene Ontology annotation, cellular component: membrane. The transcript has 9 exons.